Ricinus communis (castor bean) is the source of this 1446-nucleotide messenger RNA. RefSeq names its product MADS-box protein SVP. The transcript has 9 exons. Gene Ontology annotation, molecular function: RNA polymerase II cis-regulatory region sequence-specific DNA binding; DNA-binding transcription factor activity, RNA polymerase II-specific; protein dimerization activity. Bases 317 to 973 code for a protein of 218 amino acids. The record is from RefSeq and is a predicted model, not a curated record. NCBI's taxonomy places the organism in Eukaryota, Viridiplantae, Streptophyta, Magnoliopsida, Malpighiales, Euphorbiaceae. Gene Ontology annotation, cellular component: nucleus. Gene Ontology annotation, biological process: positive regulation of transcription by RNA polymerase II.
CUUCUUUGUUUGCUUGGCCAUAAAAAGAAUCUUUUUCUCUUUCCAGCUUCAACUCUACUGUGUACUGCUGCUACUGUUAGGUUAAUAUCUCUCUCUCUCUCUCCCUUUUUAAUAGGAUUGGUGGACAUAUUUAUGUAAGGAUUCACCAAUAAACAGCUGCACAGUAGCACCCAAGAAACAGACAACUGAAACUCAUUACUGCAUCCAACCCAAUUUAAUCCUUGUAUAUAUUGUGUCUCCUGCUACUUUUAGCAGCAAAUGUGCUUGCAAGAUUUGUAGUCUUGACUUUGGGUUUUCUUUUUGGAUUAAAAAGAAAAUGACAAGGCAAAAAAUCCAGAUCAAGAAGAUUGAUAACAUAACAGCAAGACAAGUGACUUUUUCAAAGAGAAGAAGAGGGCUUUUCAAGAAAGCUUAUGAACUAUCAACUCUUUGUGAUGCUGAGAUAGCUCUUUUAGUCUUUUCUGCUACUGGAAAGCUUUUUGAGUAUGCUAGCUCUAGUCUGAAUCAAGUGAUUGAAAGGCACAAUCUGCAUCCAAGGAACCUUGGAAGGUUGGAUCAACCAUCUCUUGAGCUUCAGCUUGAAAACUGUACUGCAUUGAGCAAGGAAGUAGCAGAGAAGACGCAAGAACUGAGGCAGAUGAGGGGAGAAGAGCUACAAGGGUUGAGCAUGGAAGAACUGCAACAAUUAGAGAAGUCACUUGAAGGAGGCCUGAAACGAGUUAUGGAAACAAAGGAUGAUGCUAUUACCAAUGAAAUCAAUGACCUCAAAAGAAAGGGAGCUGAAUUGAUGGAAGAAAACGAGCGAUUAAAGCAGCAAAUGGUGAAUGCACCAGUAGAACGGCUGCAAUUGCUUGAACAAGGGCAGUCAUCAGAUUCUAUGAUGACUAAUACUAGCAGCGGCACAGCAGAUCCUCCUCAAGAUUAUGAAGGCUCCUACACUUUCCUUAGAUUGGGGUUACCAUCCCCAAAUUGAAUCCUGAAGGAUGAAAUGAUCACAAAGUAUCAAUGGCAUAGCCCAGAUUAUUGUGCUAAUUUCACGGAGGAAAAUUAAUUCUUAUCAAAUAAGAAGUAGAAAAUCCAUCCAUCUCAGUCAUAUUUAAAAUCCUUAUAAGCUAGCUUCUUAUCUGUUUGUCAAUUCCAGGAGAAAUGGGCAUAUGGGAGUUCUGCAUUUGCAUGGAUGGACGAUCGUUAUGUGUCUAUAUGUAUAUGUGUAGAUAAAGCCUCUGAUUAUUGCAGCCUUUUAAAGGGUGCAUUUUUGGACCAAUAAGAAAUAUGUAGAUUUUCUAUUUCAAGGUAAUAUAUAUAUAGACAAAUAACGUAGGUGGUCUGAGUAAGACCUUCAUCUUAUGUGUAUUUGACUGGUAAGAAUGAUGAGAAUAUUAGUAUUGUGUUUGAAGAACAUGGCAUUAAUCUUUUUAUCAUAUUAAUAUGAAAUUUUGCCAGAGA